This is a messenger RNA of Polyodon spathula (Mississippi paddlefish), 3233 nucleotides long. Its product is annotated as complement C1q tumor necrosis factor-related protein 4-like. Gene Ontology annotation, molecular function: protein binding. Lineage: Eukaryota; Metazoa; Chordata; Actinopteri; Acipenseriformes; Polyodontidae. The transcript is spliced from 2 exons. The record is from RefSeq and is a predicted model, not a curated record. The coding region runs from base 471 to 1562 and encodes 363 amino acids.
CAGUACGUAUGUUGACAUGACAGAACUAUGAAACAGUUUUUAGCAACAAAGACUGGAUUCGCAUUACCAGUCCUUCUUUGUAUGAUUAAAACACCUUUGGUGUCACAUUCAGCUCUAACAAUGAACUACAUGCUAUAUUGGCAGGCAAACCUCUCUCUUUUUUUAAAAGGCCUCUGUAUUGUAGCUGCACAUCAUGGAUGCAUGGGCCACUCUGAAGGGUUAAAAGGGCUUGAAGGGUAUAAUUUGGUAGCUCCUCCUCCGCUUCUGAAGUUCCUUACUGUUCAGCUCCCAGUCACAUCAACACAGGCUAAUGAAGCGCCACUCAUCUAUGGAGCAAAGGUUGUGAUUAUAGCAUGCUAGGAGGCUGACAGGGCUCUGCUUCCACCAGUCAUCAAACUGACCUGAGCGCUCCACUUGCCUGGGGGAAACCUUCAACAUCUGCUCUACACUACUUUGUUACAGCAGGUAAAAUGGUUUUAAAAAGUGUAGUCCAAGUGGUGGUUUCUUUAAGCUGCUUCCUACUUUAUCAGGCCACAUGCACACCUAUCCGAACAGACCCAAACCUUCGUUUUCAAUCCGCUUUCUCAGCUGCCAGGACAAGCAGCAUGUUGGGAGGGCCCCAGAAAUCUGUCACCUUCGACAAGCUGUUGGUUAACAUUGGGGAUGAUUUUAAUCCGGACUCAGGAAGGUUCCGAUGCAGGGUCCCUGGGGCUUACUACUUCUCUUUUACAGUGGGAAAGUACCCCAAAAAGCUGCUCUCAGUCAUGCUGGUCAAAAACAGGCAGGAGGUUCAGGCCAUUGUGUAUGAUGAGCACAACCAUAAAAACCGCAAGGUGCAAAGCCAAAGCAUCAUGCUCAGUUUGAAGGCCAUGGACACAGUGGAGCUUCUUCUGCAUGACAACCCCAGGUAUGCCUUAUACAGCAACAUGGGGCCGUAUACUACAUUUACUGGCUACCUGAUCUACCCAGACACUUCUGAUCUUUACCUAAGCAACCAUGUGGCUUCCCAGAACUUGGAAGACCAUGAUCACUCAGGGUGUCACUGCCACCAUCGAUCAGUUGUAGAAUCUCCGAAUACUCUGCAAUCAGACAGAGGGAAGGAUGAAGUCCCUCAAUCUGCGUUCUCUGUGGCCAGGACAAACUCGCUUCUUGGAGAGGACACCAGCAGACAGCACAGUGCCGCAAUCCCUUUCGAAAUGGAGUACGUUAACAUUGGAGGUCACUUCAACAUGUCGUCUGGGAUUUUCACCUGCCGUUUCCCAGGUGUCUACUACUUCUCCUUCAACGUUGGCAAGCACCCAUUGCGGGCCGUUUCUGUGAAGCUUAUGAAGAACUCCAGGGAGGUGCAGGCCAUGAUCUUUGACGAGGAUGACUCCAAGCAUAGGGAGAUGCAGAGCCAAAGUCUGAUGCUCUCUCUCCAGCAUGGUGACAUAGUUUGGCUCUACAGUCAGCAGCAUGGGCGCUUUGCCCUUUACAGCAACUACGGCAGGUACAUCACCUUUACUGGAUUCCUGGUCUAUCCUGACAACAGCCUGUUUCAUACUCAAAAGCAAACUUUCUAAUGUUCUAUUCUAAAACACAUAAGCCACUUUCUGGCACUCUCUCAUAUUAGAACUUUAUUCUUAUACUAUAUGUAGACUAUAUACUGGAACCCUGUUUAAUAUGUAUUGCAACCACUAUGUUCCAGACAAUUGCUGUAAACGUAUACAAUUCUGUGCUAUAUAUUGCCCAACUCUUUGAGCUCUAACAAUGCUUUGUAAGGAGGUUUAAAUAAUCUUUGGCCUUAAUGCCAACUGUGGAAAGCUGGCUGAUUAGCGAAUGCUACUGAAUCGUUAGUCAACAUGCUGGGGGAUGAUGCUUCCAAUAUAUUUUAUUCACAUUAAACUAUGUUAAAAAAAAACAACAAUUGAAUUAAAAAAAAAAUGUUAAUGUACAGUCAAAUAAAGAAAGUUUAACAAGGAACCAAGCUUCAAAUUCCCCAGAAACGUUCAUUGUUACACCAUUACAACCAAAAGAAAUGAUCAUAUCAUGUAUUAUUGACAACUUUUUUAAAUUAAUAAAAAUAUAUAAUGUAUUUCUGCUUAUUAAAUGGUGUUUUAAAUAAAUAAAAAUGAAAAAAUAAAUCCACUGUGAAGUACCAGAUAAUAAAGGAUGUACUGGGUAAAAAAACUAAAGAAAUAUAUAUAAAAUCUGGCAUUUACAAAAAUGAUGAAUAAACAACAUUUGCUAAUUUUUGUUUUGUAUAUAAACAUGCUCCAAAAAGAUACUCCAAUGUGUUGCUAUCACUUAAUGAUAAACAAAAUAAAGUUAGAAUCAGUUCAAGCAAAAAGCAGGAUAUCCCGGGUAUAAAUGCAAUGGUACCUUAUCAUGAUGUAGAAUUUGCAUUUAAUUUCAGAAAAUGCUUGAUGCAAGUUGCAGUGCAACACCAUAAUAAUAGAACAUCAAAAUUUCCAUUCUUUAUUCAUUUAAAAAAAGAAAAAAAGUUAAACAGGGCAACACUUUAGUCAAACGGCCUUCAUCGAUACUGAAACGGUCAUUAAAUAUAGUGGCCAAGUCACAAAUAAAUACCGUGAAAGUUUAUUGACAUUUCCCAAGCUUCAGCAGCCUAGCGUCAACAGUGCACCAUAGUGCACGUGCAACACCAACUUUAAAAAGAAAAUGUGUGCCGUGCACUACCUGUUCCUUUAUUUGGAUGCUGCGCUGUCUGAAUGUCAGUAAAGGGUUGCAAGACAUUCUUUCUCUCAGCCAGCCCGUUGCCAUGGCGAUAGUGUGUUUGUCAGUCAUGUGUGUGCUGUUCUGAAUCUCCAUUGGCUAUAGGUACGAAUUAUUGUGUUUUUCUGAAGUCAGCAGCCGGUACGACCCACUAGGUAGAGGUACCUUCAGUUUUUAUAAUUUUUUGUGUGAUCCAUCAAACAACUGACAGAUCCCCAAGCUUUAUAAAAAUGUAUUCUGCAUUAGCAUUUUGUGACAUUUGUGUUGUAUUUAGCAGCAAUUCAUAUCUAAGAACGGUAGCAGACAUAGAGGUGAAAGAAUUAAGGCAAUUAAAUUGAAGAAGUAGACAAAUAAUAACGGUUGCCUUAUUGCAGAUAUUUAACACCAGCUUAACAUCAAGUUAGAACUGUUCCGUCUGAACACAGAAGCCAAAUAUAUUAUGAAACUGCAGUGCAGGCAUGUGGAAUGUAAGAUUUGUUUCUCCAUUAGUUUAGACAUUGCAUAUUACAGCAUUUUUAUUA